Molecule: messenger RNA, 3690 nt
Organism: Apus apus (common swift)
Lineage: Eukaryota; Metazoa; Chordata; Aves; Apodiformes; Apodidae
Gene: COL28A1
Product: collagen type XXVIII alpha 1 chain
Exons: 8
Coding region: 3016-3690 (224 amino acids)
Source: RefSeq, a predicted model, not a curated record
GCUGUUGCGCUUCCGGAGCGGGGGCGCGGGGGGCUCGUCGCCGGGCCGGGCCGGGCCGGGUGCCCGGUCUGCGCCCCCCGGUCUGCGCCCCGGGCGGGAGCGGCCUGCCGGAGGGCCCGGCGGGACGCCGGUAGUUACGCUGAGAGCUGCAGCGGUGCGGCCGGAGGUGGCAAACCUCGGGAAGAGCGGGUUUGUUUCGGAGCCUCCUGCUGCCUUUUGCCAUCCAGGUGGCUCUCCCUGCACGUUUUCUGACGGCAGUAGCUUCCCAAGCCUCUGGUUUCUCUGAGGGUCUCGUUAUCGGCAGCACGAAGUAGAUGUUCUCCUGUGUAUGUGCUGCGGAGGUCUGCAAACGUGAAAACCCUGGCUGUGACUGGGACAACAAAGGGAUUGUGGAAUUUCAGGAACAGGACUGCCAGGAAGUACAAGUAAAUCUGUCUUGAAAUAGUUACUGUUUUAAUCCUUGCUCUGUUUUCUUACUGUUGUAAAUAAUAAUUUACCUGAAGACCAAUGAGCAACAUUUGUAAGGCCAGUAUUACAUGUGUUCUAAAGUGACACAACCGGAUUGUCAUUUGGAUUCUCUGGAAACCCUGAACUGUGCUGCCUUUAGCAGAUGACACUACCUUGCUGAUAUGUAUGUGAUCACUUUCAGCUUUCAUGGACUUUGUAGUGCUCAGAAGAUCUACAUACCAGAUACUGGUGCUCCCAGUCAGGGUAUCUAAAAGUGAGGAAAGUUCUAAAUGGAUAUUUAGUUUCUCAGGAUCAGAUAGGAACUAAGGAGUAAAACCAGUUCUUUUGGGAAAUGGCCUCCCUCCUUAAAGCAUUGGAUCUUAGUCUUCAGCUUCCACCUUCUGUUACAAUGGGGCCAGCAUUUUGCUCAGACAGUAGCCUUACUCACCAGCUGCCUCUUAAGUAGGUGUUGAAUGAGUCACCCUGUAUGACAGGCUAUCAUUAUGCAUUAUCUUGUAGAUACACCAGAGGGCAGGGUUUAGAUAGCAUAAAUAUCUUUACAGCUUGCUGUGAGAAACGUUUGUAGCGCCAAUGAACAGGCCCAAACAGAUCCUUCAGCGAAGCAGUUUAUUUACACUCUUGCAAGAACGGGUGACCUAACCAAGUAGGCACACCUGAUAGUGAGGUGAGCAACUGUUUAUAUUCUCUAUUCCCGAAGCAAAGUUCCCUCCCAUGUUUCCCCACUGGCUGCGUAGUCCAGGGUUUACAGCCUAUCCAACGCUUCUAGUUAUCCUAUAAGUUUCCUGCCCCUGCUUACACAUUCCAUUCUAGCAGUUUACUUUUUACCUUUUAAGGUAUAAUUCUGACCUUUCUUGCCCCCUUGGCUGUCUUCCCAAGCACCAAAAUGAUCUAUACCUACUGGUGUCCUCCUGCUCCGAGGAGCAAGAUAGAAGUGACUUUGUUUGGUCUUAUCUUGGCCAUAAAUCCUCCAUGUUCGGAUCCCCCAGAUGGAGCCCAAUUAAGUCCCUCAGUUUUGUGGACCAUAAACCACCCCAGGUGUCACUGGAAUCCGCAGAUAUCUCACUUCUCUCUUAAACAAACUAUUAUAUUCCUAAUACUAGGGUAUAUAAAAAACCAAAACAAAACCCAACAAUAUGUUUCUAACACUAAGAUGCGAAAACAACACUACAUUUCUUUUCUAACGUUACAUUAAUUGAAUUCAGCAGCUAAAUGACCCUUUUGAUAUAUUUAUUGCAAUCCAAUUUUCAAAAGACAUAGAAUCAUGCCUUUACUAACAUAGUGUGUGAAUAACAGUAGCCCUGAAAUAAGUUAUAACUAGUAUAAGGAACGGUGGUUUUUAAAAAAACUGUUUAAAAUAGGAGCUUCAAAUUGCUUCCUUUAGCUGUAUCUCCUAGCCAGAAAAAAAUUCUACCAUUCUUUUUAGUAACUGUUGUCAUUCUUACUGAGUCAAGAACAUAUUGGGGGGAAAAUAUGUAAAUUUAGGGCAGUCAAUUUUAGUUUAUAUCCUCAACGAAAUUGAUCUAAAGUGUAAAAUUCCUUUGACAUAUUACAUGAAUGUACAAUAGAAUAGUCACCUUCUUUCAUACUUUCAUAGAUCUGUAUCGUAUUUGCAUUCACUUGUGGCUUUCCAAGAUACAGAAUCACAAUUUACUUUGUCUUGAUACAGAAGCUAUCUCUUGUCUUUGUCAGCUCUCUUUUCAUUUCUUCUUUACAGGUUUUUGAGUUGCAGGAAGAAGAAUAACAGGAAGUAUUCAAAGAGGGUAGAUAUUGUACCAGGAAAGAAAGCUGAUAUGUGAUUUUUUCCAAUAGAAGAGGUGAAUUAGCAUGAAUGCAGGAACUAAGGGCUUUUAAACUUGAAAUUCUAUAGCGGCAUAAGGUGAGUUUUAGAGAUAAAACUUUCUGUUGCAGACCAGAGCUUUAGUAUGGCCAUGUUAUGAGUGAAUUUAGGCAAAUUCAAUAGUCCUGGGGGCUAGAUAGAUGUACUGAGCAUCUUAUUCAGGGCAUGUGGUUCAGAGCAGCCAUUGAAACACAGCUGUACUAAACAGUUUAACAAGAAGUAUUAGUAGUGUUAAAUACAAUGCUGUCAAUCUGGAGGCAUUACUUCCAUCAGAUUUGAUUUCUAAGUGAAUAUAAAGCUAUGAAGCUAUGUACUGCAAAGACUAGUGAAAAAAUAAAGCACGAAUCAUAAAUCUACAAUCUUGUAACAGAAUCAUCAAGAUCAUUAUUGUACCUCCAAAGUAAAUAGUGAAAGACAGUUUAGACUGUUCCAGAGACCAGGUACACACAACAUGUAACAACAGAUCUACAGAUUGUCUAGCCAGAGAAAUACAACCAAAUUUUACUCCAUUGCUAUAUGAGCACUAAAUGUUUGUGAGAACUACCAGGUUACAUCUGUGUUUGACCGGUCAGGAAUUAUUAUGUCUAAAAAUAAUUAAUGUUAGCAUUUUCUGAUCUCUGAUAAAUGAAUCAUGUUUGCAGGUCCAAAAAAAAGGAGCAAUCUUUGAACACAGCCAGAAAUCCAUUCACUCCAUUCUGUUUUAGCACAUAAUGCUGAUAAACCUUGAUGAGUGCUGGAAAAAGCAUUCUUCUGACCAUCUGACAAUGUCUUUCUGGAACCGGCUGUUUACAAGUCUUGAUCUAAACAUGCAUAAUGGGACCUCCAGGACCAGCCACCCCCCCAGGCCCAAUAGGCCCAAAAGGCAUGGGAGAUGCUGGACCAAAGGGAGAUUGUGGAAUAGUCUAUCCUGGGCCUCCAGGACCAAGGGGAAGCAGAACAGUUGGUCCCAAGGGUGUCAUGGGACAGCAAGGCUUGCCUGGUCCACCUGGCUCCCCUGGCGACAGCAUACAAGGAAGCAAGUGUUCUUGAAGUUGAACAUGAUUAUUUCCCUGGAUCAAGAAGACUGCUCAGCUCUCCAGCUCCAGGUCAUCAAACCACCGGGAGAAAAAGGAAAUCAAGGUCUUCCUGGAGUAAAAGGAUCAAUAGGUAUUGGCCUUCCUGGACCAAAGGUAAUUUCUCAUAAAAUGUCUGAAAUGGUUAUUCUUCUAGGUUGUGGUAUCAAACGUACAGUAACACCACUGGAACUGGUAUUUGUCAUUGACAGUUCAGAAAGUGUUAGACCAGAUAACUUCAAUAUUAUCAAAACUUUUCUGAAAGCAGUCAUUCAUAAAGUAUCAGCCAACCACACCAGAACCUGCAUUGGCAUUAUCAACUUCAGCCAUUAA